Molecule: messenger RNA, 514 nt
Organism: Rhizopus microsporus ATCC 52813
Lineage: Eukaryota; Fungi; Mucoromycota; Mucoromycetes; Mucorales; Rhizopodaceae
Exons: 3
Source: RefSeq, a predicted model, not a curated record
AUCAGAGAGUGUAUCACUAUUGACGCUCCAUUUCAGCUUUAAACCACCUUUGAAUAAAUUCGAUCACUGUUACCCAUCUUCCUUUUCCUUUCUUUCUUAUGACUGAUCUUCUGUAUUCCUAAUGGACGCUAUUACUACCCUCCCGGAACAAGCAAUAAAAGAAAGAUGCUAGUUCUUCAUUUAUCAAACCUUCGAUUCAAGGUUAAAGCGAGAAAUGAUAAACCUAUACAAAAAAAAUCCAAAAAAAGAAAGCCCAACGGAAGAAGUAAUUUUAAAAGAUUUGGAGGAAAGGGAAAUAGCAAAAAAACAGUUUGCUAAAUGUAACAAAGACGCAUCAGAAUUAUGGAAUCAAGCAAAUAACGAUACAAGUCUCAGUACAAUCAUUAUUCGCUUGCAAUUAUCUGAUGUUUACACAAAGCUAUACAUUCCCGUGAUAUUGCCAUGGCGUCAAUAUGUGAAAGAAAAUAAGAAAAUAAUAUGUGAUCAGCUUUUUGUCGAUCAAAAGCUUCAAACA